UAACCACAGAGGGCCCACUGAGGGACCAUCAGUGGACGAGGAGGGAAGAGACGUAAAGAAGGAGACACCAGCCAGUUGCAUGAGUCCCAUCCUGCCUCUCUUAUCACACCUUGCCUCCCAUUUCAUCGGCUCCUUGUCCCCUCUGCUCUCUGGAGCCAUGCACCCUCAGCGCCCGCUGCCCCAGGCCGUGCCUGCUGCGUCUUCUUCGUCGCCCUCGUCCCUGGGGCAGCAGCUGCGAGACAUGGCCAUGGGUCUGGGGCGGGGAAAGAACUUCCUGGGAGGGAACGUCGCCUACGGCUUCGUGCAGUCGCUCAAGGAGUGUCUUUAUUUCCUGCUGUGCUGCUGGUGCAUCAAGGAGAUCCUGGACUGAACCCUACGAGUAAUAGGGUGCUCUUCUUAGCUUGAUUAUCUUUGAUUUGGAAGGCUGCACAGGGACUAACACACUGUGAUGUCAGAAUAAAGGAUUAAACCAAUAGUACAUUUUAUUUCCAUCUUUACAUUUUGCAUUGAUUCCAUGCAGAGCUAAAUUAGAUUUUGUAUCGGGGCUGAAAAAGUGCAAAUGUUGGUGCAUUAAAAAUAAAAAAUUAGGGGUGCACAAAAAAAAUAGAUUCGAAUCAGAAUCGCGAUUCCUAUUCAUUCCAAUUAAAAAUUCUCAAAAAUCAAUACAUUUAAAAAAAAAAAUUUUUUUAAUUAUUAUUAGGGAUGUCCGAUAAUGGCUUUUUGCCGAUAUCCGAUAUUCCGAUAUUGUCCAACUCUUUAAUUACCGAUACCGAUAUCAACCGAUAUAUACAGUUGUGGAAUUAACACAUCAUUAUGCUUAAUUUGGACAACCAGGUAUGGUGAAGAUAAGGUACUUUAAAAAAAAAUUAAUACAAUAAAAUAAGAUAAAUAAAUUAAGAACAUUUUCUUGAAUAAAAAAGAAAGUAAAACAAUAUAAAAACAGUUACAUAGAAACUAGUAAUUAAUGAAAAUGAGUAAAAUUAACUGUUAAAGGUUAGUACUAUUAGUGGACCAGCAGCAAUCAUGUGUGCUUACGGACUGUAUCCCUUGCAGACUGUAUUGAUAUAUAUUGAUAUAUAAUGUAGGAACCAGAAUAUUAAUAACAGAAAGAAACAACCCUUUUGUGUGAAUGAGUGUAAAUGGGGGAGGGAGGUUUUCUAGGUUGGUGCACUAAUUGUAAGUCUAUCUUGUGUUUUUUAUGAUGAUUUAAUUAAAAAAAAACAAAAAAAAACCCCGAUACCGAUAAUAAAAAAAACAAUACCAAUAAUUUCCGAUAUUACAUUUUAACGUAUUAAUCGGCCUGCCGAUAUUAUCGGACAUCUCUAAUUAUUGUCAUUAAUGUUAUUUAUUUAUUUAUUGAUAAGGCCUAAAAAAAACUGUUUUACAAAAGUUACAUCCAAAAUGUGAUUCUUAUACAUCCCGAUUCUAUAUCGAUUCAAAAUUCUCAAAAAUCUAUCCCCUCCUGCUCCGGCCUGGCUGCACCAAAUGAUAACAUAAAUCCAUUUGAUAAAGUCAAAUACAAAUAAGGCAACAAGAGAAGUAUCCCACACUUCUCUUUUGUAAAGUAAAUUUGUACAGCCGAUAUCGGCAUCUACAUCAACUAUAUGAUUUGCCUGAGAAGCUGGACAGGACAAAAAAUAAAUAAAUAAUAAUUUCUCAAAAAUCAAAUUACAUUUUUAAAACUUAUUUCAUUACUAUCAUUAUUGUUAUUUAUUUCUUCUUCUUCUUUUUUUUUUUUUUAAAUAAGAAUCAAUGUUUAAUAAGGCCUAAAAAUACUGUUUUACAAAAGUUUAAUUGUAAUUAUUAUAUCAAAUAAAACAUUGCAAGAAUUGGUUUGAAUCAAGAAUCGAUUCUGAAUUGAAUCGUCACCCCAGGGUUCGGAAAUCGAAUCGGUGGCCAAAGAGUUACACCCCUUUGAGGAUUAAAAAACUGCAAAAUUUGGUGCAUUGACCAUAUAAUUUAGGGGUGCACAAAAAAAUCGAUUCAUAUCAGACUUGCGAUUCUUAUUUAUCCCCAUUCUAUAUCGAUUCAAAAUUCUCCAAAAUCGAUUUAAAUGUUUUAUUUUUAUUAUUAUCAUUCUUGUUAUCUAUUUAUUUUUUUAAAUAAGAAUAGUUGUUUAAUGAGGUCUAAAAAAACUGUUUUACAGAAGUGUCAUUGUAAUUAUUAUACCAAAUAAUACAUUGAAAGAAUUGGUUUGAAUAGAGAAUCGUGUUGAAUCGAGAAUCAAUUCUGAAUUGAAUCGUCACCCCAGGAAUCAGAAUCAGGUGGAAUUGUUAAGUGGCCAAAGAUUCACACCCCUUUGUGGAUGAAAAACUGCAAAAUUUGGUGCAUUAACCAUAUAAUUUAGGGGUGCACAAAAAAAUAGAUUCAAAUCAGAAUCGCGAUUCUUAUUCAUCACAAUUCUAAAUCGAUUCAAAAUUCUCAAAUCGAUUAAAAGUUUUUGAAAUUAUUUUAUUAUAACCAUUAUUGUUAUUUAUUUAUUUAUUUAUUUUUUAAUAAGAAUAAAUGUUUGGUAAGGCCUAAAAAAAACAGUUUUACAAAAGUGUCAUUGUAAUUAUUACACCAAAUAAUACAUUGCAAGAAUUGGUUUGAAUCGGUAAUUGAGAAUCUAUUCUGAAUCGAAUCGUCAACCCAGGAAUUGGAAUCUGAUCAAAUCGUUAGGUGGCCAAAGAUUCACACACCUUUGUAGAUUAAAAAAAUUAGCCAACUUUGGUACAUUAACCAUAUAAUUUAGGGGUGCACCAAAAAAUCGAUUCACAUCCGAAACGCGAUUCUUAUUCAUCCCGAUUCCAAAUCGAUUCAAAAUUCUCAAAAAUCGAUUACAUUUUUUUUAACUGAUUUUAUUAUUACCAUUAUUCUUUUUUUUUUUUUUUUUUUAAUUAAGAAUACAUGUUUAGUAAGGCCUAAAAAACAGCUUUACAAAAGUUUCAUUGUAAUUAUUAUACCAAAUAAUACAUGGCAAAAAUUGGUUUGAAUCGAGAAUGAAUUCUGAAUCGAAUCAUCACCCCUGGAAUUUGAAUCGAAUCGAAUCGUUAGGUGGCCAAAGAUUCACACUUCUUUGUGGAUGAAAAACUGCAAAAUUUGGGGCAUUAACCUUAUAAUUUAGGGGUGCACAAAAAAUAGAUUCUCAUCAGAAUUGCGAUUCUUAUUCAUCGCGAUUCUAAACUGAUGCAAAAUUCUCAAAAAUAGACAUACAUUUUUUCAAAAUUAUUUCAAUAUUAUCAUUAUUGUUAUUUAUUUAUUUUUUAAAUACGACUAAAUGUUUAAUAAGGCUUAAAAAAAACUUGUUUUUGCAAAAGUUUCAUUGUAGUUAUUACACCAAAUAAUAUAUUGCAAGAAUUGGUUUGAAUCGAGAAUCGUGUUGAAUCAAGAUUCGAUUCUGAAUCAAUUCGUUACCCCAGGAAUCAGAAUCGGAUCAAAUCGUUAGGUGGUCAAAGAGUCGCACCCCUUUGUGGAUGAAAACUUAGCAAAAUUUGGUGCACUAACCAUAUAAUUUAGGAUUGUACACAAAAAUCGAUUAACAGCAGAACCGCGAUUCUUAUUCAUCCCGAUUCUAAAUAGAUUCAAAUUUCUCAAAAAUCGAUUUAAAUUUUUUACAAUUAAUUAUUCCUAUUAUUAUUGUUAUUUUAUUUUUAUUUUUUUUAAUAAGAAUAGAUGUUUAGUAAGGCCUAAAAAACUUGUUUUACAAAAGUUUCAUUGUAAUUAUUAUACCAAAUAAUACAUUGCAAAAAUUAGUUUGAGUUGAGAAUCGAUUCUGAAUCAAACUGUCAACCGCAGGAAUCGGAAACGGAUCAAAUCGUUAGGUGGCCAAAGAUUCACACCCCUUUGUGGAUAAAAAACUGCAAAAUUUGGUGUAUUAACCAAAUAAUUUAGGGGUGUGCAAAAUAAUCGAUUCUAUUCAGAAAACGAUUCUUAUUCAUCCCGAUUCAAAAUCCUAAAAAAAUCUAUUUACAUUUAUUUUAAAGUUAUUAUUUCAUUAUUAUCAUUAAUGUUAUUUAUUUGUUUAUUUUUAAUACGAAUAAAUGUUUAAUAAGGCCUAAAAAACUGUUUUACAAAAGUGUCAUUGUAGUUAUUAUUCCAAAUAAUACAUUGCAAGAAUUAGUUUGAAUCAAGAAUCGUGUUGAAUCAAGAAUCGAUUCUAAAUCGAAUCGCUAUGCCAGGAAUCGGAAUUGGAUCGAAUCGUUAGGUGGCCAAAGAGUCACACCUCUUUGUGGAUAAAGAACUGCAAAAUUUGGUGCAUUAACCAUAUAAUUUAGGGGUGCACAAAAAUUCAAUUCACAUCAGAAUCGCGAUUCUUAUUCAUCCUGAUUCUAAAUCGAUUCAAAAUUCUCAAAAAUAAUUGUGAAAUGUUUUUUUUAAUUAUUAUUUCAUUAUUUUAUCAUUAAUGUUAUUAUUUAUUUAUUUAUUUAUUUUUAAUAAGAAUAAAUAUUUAAUAAGGCCUAAAAAAAAUGUUUUACAAAAGUUUCAUUGAAAUUAUUAUACCAAAAAUACAUUGCAAGAAUUGGUUUGAAUUGAGAAUCGAUUCUGAAUCGAAUCGUCACCCCAGGAAUCGGAAUCAGAUCAAAUUGUUAUGUGCCCAAAGAUUCACACCCCUUUGUGGAUGAAAAAUUACCAAAAUUUGGUGCACUAACCAUAUAAUUUCGGGGUGCACAAAAAAAUUGAUUCACAUCCGAAUCUUUGUUCUUAUUCAUACCGAUUCUAGACCGAUUCAUACUUUUCAAAGAUCGGUACAAAUAAUAAAAAAUAUUUAAACGUUUUUAAAUCCAUUUUUAUAAAUACCUUUUUAGGCCAUCUCCAUGCAACCAGCGGGAACUUUUCUAACCUUUAACCUGUUUUGAAAAAGUUUCAUCACUGCAAAAAUUGGUUCGAAUUGAGAAUCAUGGUAAAUCAAGAAUCGAUUCUGAAUCAAAUUGUCACCCCAAGAAUCAAAAUCUGAUCGAAUCGUUAGGUGGCCAAAGAAUGACACCGCUUUGUGGCUGAAAAAUUGCAAAUUUUGGUGCAUUAACCAUAUAAUUUAAAGAUGCACAAAAAAAAAUGUAUUCACAUCUAAAUCGCGAUUCUAAAUCAAUUAAAAUGUUUAAAAAAAAUCUAUUUAAAAAAGUACAUCAUUAUUUUAUUUUCUAAUAAGAAUAAAUGUUUAAAAAGACGUUUUAAGGCCUUCUCCAUGCAGCCAGAAUGAAUUUUGCUAACCUGCAACCUAUUUUGAAAAAGAUUCAUUGUAAUUAUCAUACUAAAUACAACAUUGCAACAUUUGGUUUGAAUCAAGAAUCAAUUCUGAUUCAGAUCAAAUUGUUAAGUGCCCAAAGAUUCACACCCCUUUGUGGCUGAAAAAUUGUAAAUAUUAUACCAAAUAAUUAGGGAUGUUCGAUAAUGGCUUUUUGCCGAUAACCGAUAUUCCGAUAUUGUCCAACACUUUAAUUACCAAUACCAAUAUCCACCGAUACCGAUAUCAACCGAUACUGAUAUAUACAG
Messenger RNA from Nerophis lumbriciformis (worm pipefish), 5472 nucleotides. It is a transcript of the gene lenep, whose product is annotated as lens epithelial protein. NCBI's taxonomy places the organism in Eukaryota, Metazoa, Chordata, Actinopteri, Syngnathiformes, Syngnathidae. The record is from RefSeq and is a predicted model, not a curated record. Gene Ontology annotation, biological process: multicellular organism development.